Messenger RNA from Salvia miltiorrhiza (redroot sage), 2416 nucleotides. Its product is annotated as pentatricopeptide repeat-containing protein At3g53360, mitochondrial-like. The transcript has a single exon. Gene Ontology annotation, molecular function: protein binding; RNA binding. The coding region runs from base 115 to 2211 and encodes 698 amino acids. The record is from RefSeq and is a predicted model, not a curated record. Lineage: Eukaryota; Viridiplantae; Streptophyta; Magnoliopsida; Lamiales; Lamiaceae. Gene Ontology annotation, biological process: RNA modification.
UUUUUGCUUUUUCAUUCUAAAAAAAAUGAUUGAGCGAAAGACACUCUCACGAAUCUUUAUCUGGGCCGUCUUCAAAGUUUGAAACAUGUUAUCUGUGCAAUCACCACUCCAAAAAUGAAGUCUUUGCAUUUGAAUUCUCCCACAUUAAUAUCACCAUCUCUCGCAAACACUCCAAAUCCCAAAAUCAGCCGCUCAUUCCCUCAACAUUCCUCACCGCCGGAAAACAUUUUCUCAGACCAACUUCUUUCACUGCGUAGAUGCGUCCAAACCCAAGACCUCAAAACGGGAUCUUCCCUUCACGCCACAAUUCUCAAAUCAGGGCUCGAAGCCGAUGUUUUCAUCGCCAAUUCAUUACUCAACAUGUACUCAAAAUGCGACUGCGUACACCACGCACGCAACGUGUUCGACCAAAUGCCUCACCGAACCGUCGUGUCGUGGACCGCGAUGAUGUCAGCCUAUCACCGCAGCUCGCUCCCCGAUGAAGCGAUGUCGUUGUUUUCGAGGAUGCCGGCGCAUCUCAACCCCAACGAGUUCACACUGGCUGUGCUUCUGCAGGCUUGCGCAUUGAGAGGUGACGUCAAUUUGGUCGAAGCUGUUCAUUCUCACGCGAUUAGAAGCGGCCUCGCAUCGGAUAGCUUCUUGCAGAAUUGCUUAAUCGAUGCGUACGCGAAAGCAGGGAUGCUCACGGCUGCGGAGAAGCUGCUGCUGAGGCUCUGCAGAAGAGAUGUUGUUUCGUGGACUUGUGUCGUCUCCGGUUGUGUGAAAUGUGGCGAGGCCGAGAGGGGGCUGUCGCUGUUUUGCAGGAUGCAGGAAGACGGCGUCGCACCAAGUGAGAUAGCGAUGGUUACUGCAUUGCAAGCCUGCUCUGAAAUUGGGAAUGGCAGAAUCAUGGGGUGGAUUCAUGGAUUGGUGUUGAAAGGGAAUUGGUGGAUGAGUGGUUUGGUGUUGAAUUCGUUGAUUGGAAUGUACUCCACGAAUGGUUACUUCACCGAGGCUAUGGCAGUCUUUCGUCGUUUCUGCUUUGGGAGUGAGGGUCUGCAUCCUAGUCCGGAGACUAUGGCAAGCCUGCUACAUGGUUGUGGAAGGCGUGGAGCAUUAAAGCUAGGGGGAGAGAUUCAUGGAUACUUGAUCAAACACGGGUUUUUGCCUUGUGUCGUUGCUGAGAAUUCGCUAAUGAACGUGUAUGCUGAGCACGGAUAUGUGGACUCUGCGUUGCUCCUGUUUAGGAUGAUGGCAGAGAGAGACGUUAUUUCUUGGAACACGAUCAUCAAAUGCUUCGUGAAGAAUGGUCGGGCUGUUGAUGCAUUGAGACUCCUUCGUGAGAUUCACAGAGAAGGUUGCGUCUCUCCGGAUUUUGUCACGUUGCUUACAUCUCUUGAAGCUUGUUCUGAGCUGGCACGGAUCACAGAAGGUCGGGUUAUUCAUGGCCACCUGACGAAGACAGGGUUGCUCGGUGAUAUCUUCCUCCAAAAUGCUCUGAUAGAUAUGUAUGCAAAGUCGGGAAGGGUGGAUUUCGCGGACUGUGUUUUUGAGGGAAUGCAGGAGACAGACAUUGGCUCGUGGAACUCAAUCAUCGCAGCGUAUGGUGUGAAUGGAGAUGGGGCCUCCGCUGUGAAGGCGUUUGAGAAACUCGAAAGAGAAGGGACCAAGAAACCGAAUGGUAUCACGUUCACUAAUGCUCUAUCAGCGUGUGCCCACGCAGGAUUGGUUGAGGAAGGUUGUGGGAUUUUUCACUCGAUGGAGAAGCGCCAUGGGAUGAACCCGAGCACGGAGCAUUACGCCUGCGUGGUUGAUCUGUUGGGAAGAGCAGGGAGAGUGAAAGAAGCAGAGGCCUUCAUUGAUAAAAUGCCAAUGCUGCCAGGCUCUGAUGUUUGGGGGGCUCUGUUGAGCGCGAGUGUGCUCGUGGGAGACGUGGCAAUGGCUGAGAGGGCAGCGGAGGAGCUCGCGGCUCUGGAACCUUCUAGUAGCAUCUGGAGAGUCGCGUUGGCCAAUGCGUACGCUGCUGCUGGAAAAUGGGAUAGGGUUGCAGAGUUGAGAGGGUUGAGGAAGGAAGGGGGGUGGAGCUGUGUGAAUGUCGAAGGAUUUGAGUUUGAUUUCUUCGCAGGCGACGCGAGGCGUGGAGAGAGUGAGAUGAUCUAUCAAGUUAUAGGGUGGUUGCAGAUUCAUAUGCAAGAUAAUGCAGUAUGUGAUGAGAUCCUUUUCUUAACUUAGAGAAGCAUGCAUCCAUUGAGGCAUAUGUUUUGUAAAGUAGUAGAAGUUUAGUUAAUAGUACAUCUCAGUGCAGAAGCUGUAUAAUGUAAAUUCAUUCAAGAUGUGAGGCACUGUUCAUUUCUUUAUAUGUAAAUUAAUCAUAGCACAAGAGAAUUUAUCAUGUAUGAUCACUUAAGAUUAAUUAGUGCAAAUUUCUGUAUUCAAA